ACUUAAAUGACCUAAUCAUCUCAAUCUAAAAUCCUAGCCACCGCUAGUCUGAUCGCUAAGGGCAUUGGAGGGGUUUGGAAGGCCAAGCACUCCCGUCGGCGCCCGGAGGACGCCGAUUCGCCGCUACAUCUCCUACACCGACAAGAACGCCUACUUCCUCUACGGAUCAGGCGUAAAUGGCUGCUGCUACUGCUAAUGCUGUGAACACUGUGACGGGCUACCUGAAAUCCAUUGAGCCACUGAAUGGCACCAACUAUCCAAGCAGGUAUAAAGAUGUUAAUGUUGCCAUUGCUGUGUGCGAGUAUGAUCUCGCCUUACGUCAAGACAAGCCAGCAGAGCCCGCUGAUCCCGAUGGUGAUCGUACUGCCAUUGAGAAGUGGGAGAGAUCUGACAGGAUGACCAACAUGAUCAUUAAGAACACGAUCACUCCGGCCAUCUGUGGUGCUAUUCCUGAUAAGGACCAGGAUGGUAAUGAUCUGAGCGCCAAGGCAUAUCUUGCCAAGGUGGAGUAGAACUUUAAGAGUUCUUACAUGACUUAUGCUAGCACCCUGAUCAUGAAGAUGCUGACUUCACAGUAUGAUGGGCAAAGUGGAAUCAGGGAGCACAUUAUGAGCAUGUGUGACAUGGCAAAUAAGCUGAAGACACUGGAUAUGGCUAUCUCUGAUGGUUUUCUGGUGCACUUCAUCAUGACUUCUCUGCCAGUACAGUACAGUCCCUUCAAAAUAAGCUACAACACUCAGAAGGCGACUUGGAGCAUGGCUGAGCUCAUUAGCUACUGUGCUGAGGAAGAAGAAAGGCAGAAAGCUGAAAGGAUGAAGGAUGCUAUCAACAUGGUCAGCGAGCGCUUUAGGCGUGUUAGCAUGAGCAACACUCCUAAGCAUCAGGCUGAGUCUGGCAGCAGCAGGCAGCAUAAGAAAAAGUUUAAGGGCCAUAAGAGCAAGGCCGUGUCACAUAAGAAGACCUCUAAUGAGAGGUUGUGCAAGUUCUGCAAGUCACCUAAACAUGAGCAGAAGGAAUGCCAUGGAUUUAAGGAGUGGCUUAAGAACAAAGGUAUUCAGUUUGAUCUGAACUAUAAGAGAGGGGGAGCGAAGCCUAAGAGUGGCUGAUGGCAAUGAAGUGAAGGUUGAAGGCAUUGGGAGCUUUGAUUUGGAGUUACCAGGCGGCUUCAACCUUAGUUUGCAUGAUGUUCUUUAUGUUCCCAGUUUGAAGAGAAACCUUAUUUCUGUUUCGCGUUUAGAUAAGU
This is a messenger RNA of Panicum hallii, 1243 nucleotides long. RefSeq lists its product as uncharacterized. NCBI's taxonomy places the organism in Eukaryota, Viridiplantae, Streptophyta, Magnoliopsida, Poales, Poaceae. The transcript has 3 exons. Bases 531 to 1106 code for a protein of 191 amino acids. The record is from RefSeq and is a predicted model, not a curated record.